Molecule: messenger RNA, 1824 nt
Organism: Amaranthus tricolor (Joseph's coat)
Lineage: Eukaryota; Viridiplantae; Streptophyta; Magnoliopsida; Caryophyllales; Amaranthaceae
Product: protein RETICULATA-RELATED 4, chloroplastic-like
Exons: 8
Coding region: 185-1351 (388 amino acids)
Source: RefSeq, a predicted model, not a curated record
CAAACUUAUAAUGAACAAAUAAAAAAAACGAGCGAGUAGUAAUUAUGGGAGUUUAAUGUAAUUCCCCAUCCCACCUUAAAUUCUCAAUCCCAUCAAACAUACAUGAAAUAUAAAAUUUUUUAGAUAUAAAUUCCCAAUCCCAUUCGCAAAUUCCACAUACCAAAUACCCCCUAAAAAUUCAACAAUGGCGAUCGCCGCCAUAGCUUUUUCUCUCUCUUCUUUACCUAGCUACAACCUGAAUUUUAUCAAUCACCGUUCUCUCUCUCCUUCCUUUAUUCCUCCAUUAACUCUAACUUCCUCCUCUAAAACCAUCACUCCCCUUACUCUUUCUCUGUCCCCUCACAUUCGUCGACAUUUUCCUCUAUGUAACUCCGGCGGUGAUUUCGGUGAUGGUGGAAAUUUCGUCGGAGGCGGGGGUGGCGGUGAUGAAAACUUCGGAGAAGGUGGAGGUCACGAGGAGGGAGAUGAGAAUAAGAAUAAGAAGGAUGUGCUUUUGGUGUUGUCGGAAACCGGAAGAUCGUUAGAGAGUUUACCGAAAGAUUUGGUAACAGCAAUCGAAGAAGGGAGGAUUCCGGUCGAGAUUGUUAGGAAGUUCUUAGAACUAGAGAAAUCGCCAUUGGUGAGAUGGUUGCUUCAAUUCGGAGGAUUUAAGGAAAGGUUGUUGGCUGAUGAUCUGUUUUUGGCUAAAGUUGCUAUGGAAUGCGGUGUUGGUAUUUUCACUAAGACUGCUGCAGAAUAUGAGAAAAGACGGGAAAAUUUCUUCAAAGAACUGGAAGUUGUUUUUGCCGAUGUGGUUAUGGCCGUAAUUGCAGAUUUUAUGCUUGUGUAUCUUCCUGCGCCAACCAUUGCUCUCCGGAAACCUCUUGCAUUAAAUGCUGGACCUAUUACGAAGUUUUUCCACAGUUGUCCUGACAAUGCUUUCCAGAUUGCUCUUGGCGGUGCUUCAUAUUCAUUGAUACAGAGAGUUGGGGCCAUCGUACGGAAUGGGUCUAAACUUUUUGCUGUUGGCACUACCUCCUCUUUGGUUGGUACAGUCAUAACGAAUGCUGUUAUUAACGCACGGAAAGCUGUUGAUAAGUCAGCAGCUGAUGAAGUAGAGAAUGUCCCGGUCCUAUCCACUAGUGUAGGUUAUGGUGUGUAUAUGGCAGUUUCAAGCAACCUUAGAUAUCAAAUUUUGGCUGGUGUAAUUGAACAACGGAUACUGGAACCUAUGUUUCACAACCAGAAACUAGUGCUAAGUGCUCUUUGCUUUGCCGUAAGGACUGGCAACACAUUCUUAGGUUCACUACUAUGGGUGGACUAUGCACGCUGGAUCGGUAUUCAGAAAGCUCAUGAUGAAGAGCAUGCUUAAGAGUAGUAGAUUCACGUGGUUUUGCCAUCACACAAAACAUAGGCUAACUUAUUAGUCUUUAUUAUACAGGAGGUUUGUGCUCUCAUAUUACCAUCUAUAUUUUUAAUGUAUUAAAAAGAGAAUGGAAAGCCCAGUGUCUAUGCCUUUUCUUCCUCUCUUUGUACCUGUAUUUUUUUCACCAAUGGAAGUGAAGUUCUCAGGAAGACUAGAAAUUUUCAUACAGGAAGAAUGGAAGUUGGCAAACUGAAGCAUAUUUGUUCCUUUUUUCGAGCUCGAGUCUUGAUAAGGAUCUUCAACAAGACUUGAAGCCGCCUCUUGGUUUGAGAAUGACUAAUAAUUUCUCAUUUGAUUGCAACUGAACAUUUUUCUUUUUUCUUUAAUUCUGAGGGAAAGCAUAUUUAAUAAUUCAAUACAAUUGCGAUGGUUAUAGAUUUAGCUCUGAGAUUUAUUGAUUAUACUUGUUUUGUUUCUAA